UGCACAUUCGGAAACUACUUCAGAAAAUGGAUCGUCCAAAUGGUCUUUAUCCAAAUUAUUUGAACCCAAGAACAGGGCGCUGGGGUCAGUAUCAUACAUCCGUUGGAGGCCUGGGAGACAGUUUUUAUGAAUACUUGCUGAAAGCAUGGUUGAUGUCAGACAAAACAGACUAUGAGGCAAGGAAGAUGUAUGAUGAUGCCGUCGAGGCUAUAGAAAAACAUCUUAUUAAGAAAUCCCGUGGCGGUCUUGUCUUUAUUGGAGAAUGGAAGAAUGGGCACUUGGAAAAGAAGAUGGGACACUUGGCCUGCUUUGCUGGGGGAAUGUUUGCACUAGGAGCAGAUGGUUCCAGAACAGAUAAAGCUGGUCACUAUUUAGAGCUAGGGGCGGAAAUUGCACGUACAUGUCAUGAGUCAUAUGACAGAACUGCAUUAAAGCUAGGUCCUGAAUCAUUCAAGUUUGAUGGUGCAGUGGAGGCUGUGGCUGUCCGGCAGGCUGAAAAGUAUUAUAUCCUCCGUCCAGAAGUCAUUGAAACCUACUGGUACCUAUGGCGAUUCACUCACGAUCCCAGAUACAGGCAGUGGGGCUGGGAAGCGACACUGGCCAUCGAGAAGUAUUGCCGAGUCAGUGGCGGGUUUUCUGGCGUUAAGGAUGUGUAUUCCUCUACUCCCACACAUGAUGAUGUACAGCAGAGCUUCUUUCUUGCUGAAACAUUAAAAUAUUUGUAUCUGCUCUUCUCCGGUGACGACCUUUUACCUUUAGACCACUGGGUGUUUAACACAGAGGCUCACCCUCUGCCUGUGUUACGUUUAGCCAACACCACACUUUCAGGAACUUCAAGGGAUGAGGAGACAAAGCCCCUGCCCCCAAGUACUCUGUCUGUAUUGCUUAGAUGACUAGGGCAUAAGAGAAGGCAGGGAAGUAUAUGAGCAAAGACAGUUCUUGUAUAAGCGAAAAACUUGAGAGGGACAGCAGAAGGGUCUUCUUCAGCACUCCCUGCCUUCUAUGUGAUGGUAAGACUAGAGCUUAUAACAGUACUUCCAUUUUUUUCUUCUCUGAAUACCAAAGGCGAUUAAAGUCAGCUACAAACGACUUGCCAGUGUCGGGUUUAAUUUUUGUUAGAGACUUUUUAAUUAUUUUGGCCCAAAUCAAUCAUCAUCCCAUGUUCUGCCUAGUUUCCAAGAAGAUUCUUCACUUUCUUUUGUAAAGCCCCUUGUAUUUCGUAGACCUCAUUACUCAGGUUAAAUACGCAUUGCAUUUAUAAGACCUUCUGCAGAGAGCCUGGAAACACACUUUUCCAGGUGCCUCCAUGAGGUGGUGCAUAAUGAAUGUUCAACACCCUCCACCUUCUACGUUUAUCUCCCUUCAUUUUAGAGUUACACUCUUUGGUUUAAACCAGAUUUUUUUUUUUAAUUCAACCAGUGUGAAGUUGUUGAAACCAAGAGAAUGGGACCCUACCCCAAAAGAAGUUUCAGUAUUGAAAAAUCAGUCUCCAGACUUUCUGGUGGGUUGCACAUUUUAUGUUUCUCUGCUACCAACUUGCUCCUUCCUUGAAGCAGAUUUUUUUAUGUAAAAGUAAGACCUGUGUGUUGAAGGAAUGCGUUCUUUUUGUGGAGUGCCGACUCUGAUUCUCUCUGAUGUCAUCCAGGCCCACCCGGGGCUUCGCUUGGUAGAUUUUAGCCGAGCAGGUUGAGAUCUUGAUAAUCAUGCUCUCGUCUUCUACACUCUCCAUUGCCAAAGCCUUUGUCAAAACUCAAGCUUGUUGGUGAAAGAUUGUGCUUCCAUUCUCAUUAUAACGCAGUUUCUCCUUCAGCCUGGAUGUUUUGAACGAGUGCAUGAGUAAAUGAGAGAAUGAGUGAGCAGACAUUUGUGGAGCACCUAAUAUGUGCCUGGCACUUUCAAGCAUUAGAACAUGGUUCCAGUGGCAUUUUCUGUAUGAGAGGAGUUCCUACCAUUUUAAAUGUUUUCCAAUGUGGAUUGUGUUGCAAAAUCUUUAAUUUUCUAUUUCAUAUAAUUAAAGAGGAAAAUAAAAGGUUUAUAAUAUAUUUUAAACAAUGUGUUACUAAAUAAUACUAACAACUAUAACUGUAGUUAAAUAACUAAAGUCUCUUGAAAAUAUCAAAGAAAUAUUUGAUUUCUGAUGCAACUUUGACUAAAAUAUUUACUUUAGAAAUAAAAACAUUCUUAUUUUGCUACAUCACUUUAAUUACAUAAUUAAAAAUCAGUGUUUUAUAGAAGUGCUGGUUAUUUUAUAUUCAAAAGUUUUUGUUACAUAAUUCAUGGGUAAAACUUGCAGUUAUAAAUUGUCUUUAUUGUGGAAUGGGUCCUACUAAUAGUCCCAUACUGUUAAAUAUAUAUAUAUAUAAAAUACUAAACUAUUUUAAGUU
This is a messenger RNA of Carlito syrichta (Philippine tarsier), 2384 nucleotides long. Its product is annotated as mannosyl-oligosaccharide 1,2-alpha-mannosidase IB-like. Gene Ontology annotation, molecular function: mannosyl-oligosaccharide 1,2-alpha-mannosidase activity; calcium ion binding. The coding region runs from base 27 to 893 and encodes 288 amino acids. Gene Ontology annotation, biological process: N-glycan processing; carbohydrate metabolic process. The transcript has 7 exons. NCBI's taxonomy places the organism in Eukaryota, Metazoa, Chordata, Mammalia, Primates, Tarsiidae. Gene Ontology annotation, cellular component: Golgi membrane; extracellular exosome; endoplasmic reticulum. The record is from RefSeq and is a predicted model, not a curated record.